GCAAACUUUGCAUUUUUCGAAGGAGGGACCAAAUUCAACAACAUAUUCGAUAUAUUUCAGAGACCCUACGAUUCAUAGGCUAUAGGUUUGAGUCUGCCAAUGGAAACAGGCGAAGGAGCGGAGUGCAGAACUGGACUGACUGUGGGACGCCAGCAGUGCUACCUCCACGAGGAGAUCUUCCUAUCGCACCACCCCUUGCAAAGUGUAACCGCCAAGAGGCUCCAGCUGACCUGGUGGUGCGCCCUCCUGGAAAGCCUCUUCCUGCUCCUGCUGGUGAAGCUGCUCCAGAUGUAGGUGGGCCAACACCUCGUCGUAAUUGCCGAGAUUCCUGAUGCGAGCGGACAGGUGGAGGCGACAAAUGUCACACAUGCUGCUCGUAAAUCACAUCGGAAACGGUUUUUCCCCGUUGCUCUUGCUGCACAUGAUAAUUUGGCCAGGUUGGCCAGGGUGGAGGUCUGGCCUAUGUGCUCCUAAUUAAAUUGUUCAAAAUGUUUUCCAGCGCGCUUUCGGGCCUGGCGCUGGAAAAUUGCUGACAAAUGCUGCCAUCAAAACACAGAAAAAGUUUUCAUUUUGUUUUGUCAAUGUCCAGGCCACAUAGCACCCAGAGGUGGACGGGCACAGUGGGCUGCGUUCUGCGAAAAUUUGAUCAAAUGAAUAAAUGGCGUUAUAUGAACAUUUAACAACAAUUAUGAAUACAUAUUUUACAAGAGGUGACUGAUAAUGUAAAUAAAGUUUAAGCCAAAUAA
Drosophila santomea is the source of this 746-nucleotide messenger RNA. RefSeq lists its product as uncharacterized. The record is from RefSeq and is a predicted model, not a curated record. NCBI's taxonomy places the organism in Eukaryota, Metazoa, Arthropoda, Insecta, Diptera, Drosophilidae. The transcript has a single exon. Bases 100 to 294 code for a protein of 64 amino acids.